This is a messenger RNA of Limulus polyphemus (Atlantic horseshoe crab), 1376 nucleotides long. RefSeq names its product semaphorin-2A-like. Gene Ontology annotation, molecular function: semaphorin receptor binding; chemorepellent activity. The record is from RefSeq and is a predicted model, not a curated record. NCBI's taxonomy places the organism in Eukaryota, Metazoa, Arthropoda, Merostomata, Xiphosura, Limulidae. Gene Ontology annotation, biological process: semaphorin-plexin signaling pathway; positive regulation of cell migration; neural crest cell migration. The coding region runs from base 159 to 1361 and encodes 400 amino acids. The transcript has 10 exons.
AUUCUUAGAAUUCUCUGACUAUAUUACCCCUGAACGUGGCUAGAUGUGUGUCAAAAGGAAAAACUGAGUUAUACGGUUGUAGGAAUCACAUUCGGAUCAUUCAGCCAAUAGAAGAUGGCGCGAGAUUGUAUAUUUGUGGAACAAAUGCUUACAGCCCCAUGGAUUGGGUUAAUCAGGCCAACCUCUCCUAUGUGAAUUCCUGGAAUACAAUACCAGGUAUAGGAAACGGUGUAGCCAAAUGCCCUUUUGAUCCUGAUGAUAACGCUACAGCAGUAUGGGUCGAAAACGGUAAUCCAGGACAACUAGCUGGUCUGUAUAGUGGAACUGUGGCGGAGUUCAGUAAAGCAGACGCUGUAAUUUUCCGGGCUGACCUGUACGACUUCUACACCAGAGAGAAGGUUUAUCCCUUUCAGAGGACGAUCAAGUACGACUCGAAGUGGUUAGAUAAACCCGACUUCGUUGGAUCCUAUGACAUAGGGGAACAUGUAUAUUUUUUCUUCAGAGAAAAUGCAAUAGAACACAUCAACUGCGGGAAGACAGUGUAUUCUAGAGUUGCAAGGAUAUGUAAAAAAGAUACAGGUGGAAAAAAUAUUCUUAAUAAGAACUGGGCAUCGUUUGUGAAAGCACGGCUCAACUGUUCAAUACCAGGGGAAUUUCCAUUCUAUUUCAAUGAAAUACAAAGCAUCUACAAACUACCAAACGACAACAGUAAAUUUUUUGCUGUAUUUUCAACAUCCAUGAAUGGAUUGAUUGGGUCGGCCAUCUGCACUUUCAGCUUGAGUUCGAUUGAAGAAGCUCUGAACGGGAAGUUUAAAGAACAGAUUACAUCAUCGUCAGCUUGGUUACCCGUUUUAACAAGUAGAGUUCCCGAGCCGCGGCCCGGAUCGUGUGUGAACGACACACAAACCCUGCCCGACGCCGUUUUGAACUUCAUAAGAAGUCACCCCUUAACAGAUUCAGCCGUUACCCAUGACAACAGAAAACCAGUAUUCUACACUAAGGAUGUGCUUUUCAGACGAUUGGUGGCUCAAAAACUUGAGAUAGAUGGCAUUGAAUACACCAUCUUUUAUGCUGGAACAAAGACUGGACUCAUCUAUAAGUUGGUAGAAUGGUAUGAUGGGACAGGACACGCUUCUUCAAAUCUUGUGGAUGUAUUUGAUGUGUCGGCGCCAGAACCAAUACAAGCGAUGGAAAUUUCUAGCAAGUACAAGUCAAUAUACGUGGCCUCUGACUCUGCAAUUCGACAAGUCAGUUUAGUGAUGUGUAGAAGCCGUUAUCCAAACUGUCUUCAGUGUGUUCGAGAUCCGAAUUGUGGCUGGGACAAGGAUCAACAUAUGUGCAAGCCUUAUGUUAGAGGGUAAGAUUUUAUUUAUGAC